Rhagoletis zephyria (snowberry fruit fly) is the source of this 3802-nucleotide messenger RNA. Its product is annotated as PDZ domain-containing protein 8-like. The record is from RefSeq and is a predicted model, not a curated record. Gene Ontology annotation, cellular component: mitochondria-associated endoplasmic reticulum membrane contact site. Gene Ontology annotation, molecular function: protein binding. Gene Ontology annotation, biological process: mitochondrial calcium ion homeostasis. Lineage: Eukaryota; Metazoa; Arthropoda; Insecta; Diptera; Tephritidae.
CUUGCCCGUAGCGGAGGUCUGUGCCAUGAAGUGUACCGUUGGAGGCUAACAGAUAAAUAUGUACAACAAUGUCCAAUAUUUUCCAAUCAAAAUCAUGAAUAUUUAAUUAUUUGACCAAGUAGCCAGCAUAUGUAGUGCAUAAGUGUUACAGACUUGUGAAGUUUGUAAGAUUUUAAAGUAAAAAGUGUUUAGUGUUUUGAAUUCGAAUACUUGGCCUUGCUGCAGUGAAUUUCUUUUUUUUUUUUCUUCGGCUGAAGCCUUUGAAAAAUCUACAUACUUAUCAUCAUUAAAAUGGAUAUACCAUUGUCGAUGUUGUUGUUGCUCUGCCUGGUAUUUACCAUUAUAGGAGCGGCUCUGAUACUUUUGCUGCAAUAUUACCUUUAUUUACGAUUUUCCAUACUUCCUGAGGAGAGUGCCGAACAAAAGGAUAUCAACACAAAGUAUUCAUUGCCUGCGACAAUUCAGCAGACAGCACGUGCCAUAAAUCUAUUGCCACCUACCGCAACGCCAGCCGGACACACACAUACGGGUACACUUGGUGCGACAGAUGCAGCGCCUUUAAUGUCAAUUAAUUUUGUGAUGCAAUUCCUGUUUCAUGAAUUGAAAAAUUCCAGUCGCGUGCGCAAGUGGUUCUAUCGUAAGCUAUCGCUGGAACUCGAUGAGCUGUUGGCGAAAACAACGACUGGCAAAUUAUUCGAUAAGCUGACGAUUAAAGAACUGGAACUAGGUGACCAAUUUCCAGAGAUUCGAACUUUACGUGUACAUAAUGUGGAAUUAGACGAUGCCGGUGAUCGUAUUGAAAAUCUCGAUCUUCUGCUUGAGAUUCAUUACACCGGCAAUUUUCGNCACAUUAUUUCUCCUCAAUUAGUGAAACAAUUAUCAGGCUUGGCGCGUCUCCAAUUUACGCGCGAACCUUACACCCAUUGGUCGCUUAGUUUUCUCGGUGAUCCAGAAUUGGAUUUAGCUGUCGAGUCCAAGUAUCAAGGCCGCCAAAUGCAAUCAAAUAUAACCAGCCUAAUCUCUAAUCAGAUACGAAAGGCUGUACGCCGCAAACACACGCUCCCCAAUUAUAAACUACGCUACAAGCCAUUCUUCCACAAAACUCCCGAAGAAGACCCCGGUGAUGGUGACAUACAGCCAAACGGCACGUUGGAGGUUAAGGUGUCGGAAAUAUCGCGACUUAUGUGCUCAGAAGCGGGAACUGAUAUUUACUGUACUUUGACUUUGGCCUCGCUGGCAUUUGUGGAGAUACGCCAGAAAGAUAAUCGCAAUGUGGUUGUUUCAAUGGAUGUGGAAAUACAUAAAGCUAAAAAUCAACAGAUUGGCAUACUUUUUAGGCAAAUACCUGAGAUAGGCGUCGAAAUUGAAGCAGUGCUACCCAAUACGCCCGCUUGCAAGUCGAAUUUGCGCCCAUGCGACAUGUUGAUCGCCAUCGAAGGCAAACGUGUACAGACUAUCCAGCAAGUGGCGAAAAUUUUCAAGGGUUUACAGGCCUCAGCCUUCAGGCUGCGCAUCGAGCGCAUCAUACCGGGUAUCAUAAGAAACGAUGCCAUUUUGGAAGAUCUUGAAUUAUACGAAGAUUUGGGAGAUGCGCAUACGGGCUAUGGUGGGGCUAGGGCAUCAAUUGAGAUGGAUUUUGGGGGGAAGCAGCCAAUCUCGCGUCCAGGGACAGGUGAAAGGAGCACCUCCAGCGAGUCUAGCCUUGGCAGUACACCAACUAAUUCACCUAAGAAAACAAAGCUUAUUACAAAGGCAUUAAGGAAAACUAUAAGUCGCGAGAGUAGUGAACAAAGCAAAGAAAAAGAGGAAGACUAUAAGGCUCGGUGCAAACUGUUGGCGAAACUGGAAGAGAAAUCCCGGGGUUCAGCAAAAACGAUGGGAGAUGGCAUGAGCGGGCUAGAGCACUACUAUCAGCACUCGACGGUGGAUUGCAGCAUCAAUCGCCUCAUCCACAUGGAUGACGUGGGCUUUUUUAAAUUGGAUGAGAAUUCACGUUUCCUAAAUAUUGGCGUUUAUUUGAAAUGUGCCGGUGAUAGUUUGUUGCUAGGCUUUGUGAAUAUAGCAGUUGGCCAGAUUUUAGCUGAAUGCUGUGAGACAAGCUUGGUGCAGUGCUGGAAGAAAUUCGAACUCAGUCCGCCCAUGCCGCAGGAUUUAAAAACUCACAAACUAUCUAGUCAAUCAGGCUUCAAUGCAGACUUGUGUUUUGGCGAUAUGCUGCUCGCCUUUACAUGGGAUGGCAAUCCAAAUCUGCAACUCGGUGAAACAGCAACAAAACAGAUAGCUAAGUCCAAAAGCAAGAACAAUAUUGCUGCUGAGAAAAUAGACAAUGACAGUGGCAUCUUUGACACCAAUUCCAUACGCUCCACUCCCAGUUCCAGUUCGCUAACGCCAGCUACACAAACAACUUCAAGUCAGCGCGCACAUAAUUUUGUCCGCACGCACUUUCAGCGCGCUACACAAUGCGAUUUCUGCGGCAAGAAAAUAUGGCUAAAAGAUGCGGUACAGUGUAGCGAAUGCACAAUGUGUUGCCACAAAAAGUGUAUAACGAAAUGUCAGAAUGCAACGGUUUGUGGACCGGUCGAUUGUUCGACGGUGCUGCAGCAAAGACAACCCUCAAUUUCUAGCGCUACUCCAGAGUUUACCGUUACCGAUGCUGACGCGCUUGAUGCUUCCGAAGGCGAAGAGGCCAUGCCAUCAGCGGACAGUGAGGAGGUUGCGGAAACUACGUAUAUUAAAGCGCCACCAACGCCGAGCCUCGAGGUCCAUCGGUCAAGUCUGACGGGACUAUUAGCACAAGGUAUUAAGCGGGUGAAUUCGGCUAAUAAUCUCGCCAUACCUGGAAUUGUAUCCUCUUUGGCUGGCAGUGGCGGUAGCAGUGGGGGUGGUAGUGGAACGGGAGGAGGCAUGGCAGCAGUUGCGAAGAGUUUACCACCCAGUCCGCAACGCUCCCCUUCGCGUAAAUCAUCGCUAGUCUCCAACCCAUUUGCUACCUUCGAAGUGGUCACACAGCGCUUAGAGGCUAUACCCAUAGACGCCUCGCAACUCAGCUUUGAGCAAAUAAACGCCAUCAGUGGGCCGAUAAUGGGCAUUUCCAAAGAUGACGAUGUUAUGACUUUGGCUAAAAACGCAAGCAGAAAUCUUUAUAGUGAAGUAAUUGGCGCAGAACGGGUGGAAAAAAUUAAUCUUUUGCUAAGCAAACUUCGCUUGGCCUUGGACAGUGAGACGGCCAUGUAUUCCAGCUUGGCAUUAGCCAAUACAACGAAAGCAGAGAAUGCGGAUGCGAGCAGCACAGCUUCAAAAUCCACAACACUAGGCAAAUCGGAAGAGCGUGUCCAAGCGCUUAGCGUAAUAAUGCUAUAUUUAUGCACUGGGCUGCAGCAUGCACAGGGCGUCGAGAUGCGUUAAAAUGCACUGCAAUUUAAAACGAAAAUGCUUUCGAGAAAAAAAUUUCUGGUGAACAAGUAAAUACUGAGAUGGAAAAUUAAAAACAAAAAAACAAAACGAACACUGAACUGAAGGCUGAAGUAUUAUAAAAGUGGAAUUUUAAAGUAGCGCUUAAAAACCUCAACCGACUCUUUUAGAGAAAAAAAUACAAUCCAUUGCAGUAGUGAAGUAAAGAUUUUUUUUUUCAAUAAACUUAAAUAUUUUAUUGUAUGUAGAAACUUACACCAGAAGGUGCUUUAAAUCUAAAAUUUUGGUAAUUUUAAAGUUCAGAAGUUAUAAGUUAAAGUGCACAUGCAUGAACAUACAUACAUAAAGGCAAAGCGAACGCAUCGACUGGAAAGUAUAAGGAUGCAAUAAA